UAAUCCACUCUAAACCAUCAUCUUCCAUCCUUUUCUCUUCCACCUUAAUCCAAACGUAACCAAAACCCUCUAUGGCAAUUCAAGCAACUUCUUCAAUGCCUCCUUCGUCAUCGGUGACCGUACAACGGUCACCAUGGCACUCACCUGUCCCGUACCUAUUCGGAGGCCUUGCGGCCAUGUUGGGCCUCAUUGCUUUUGCUCUCUUGAUUCUCGCUUGCUCGUAUUGGAAGUUAUCCGCGGACCGGGAAGGGGACCUUGAGUCCGGAAACGGUUCCCAAGAUGGAGAAUCCAAACAGGGUGAUCACAGAGAGACCCCUGUUUUCGAAGAGAAGUAUCUUGUGAUAAUGGCGGGAGACGCAAAACCGACGUUUUUGGCCACGCCAGCUUCAAGCCGAACGUCGUCGUUUGGUAGUUGUAGUUGUAGAAGCGACUCUACCGUGUCGACGGACGCAUCCUCCUUGACGGAUGAGGAAAAACAAGUGAGGAGUACACAAAACGAUGAGACUCCACAACACCAACCUUAGUGUUAUUUUUUUAAAUAAAUUUUGUGUUUUUUUUUCCGUUGAGGAUUGCGGACUCAUAGUACAUAGCGUACGGACGUUGGUAGAUGAUCAUAGAGUACCAUGUUGUCAAUGAUUUUGAUUUUUGAGGAAAUGAAACUAUUCCAUUUUUCCGCAUAUAA
Molecule: messenger RNA, 682 nt
Organism: Helianthus annuus (common sunflower)
Lineage: Eukaryota; Viridiplantae; Streptophyta; Magnoliopsida; Asterales; Asteraceae
Product: protein GLUTAMINE DUMPER 2
Exons: 1
Coding region: 72-524 (150 amino acids)
Biological process (GO): regulation of amino acid export
Source: RefSeq, a predicted model, not a curated record